Molecule: messenger RNA, 714 nt
Organism: Ostrea edulis (European flat oyster)
Lineage: Eukaryota; Metazoa; Mollusca; Bivalvia; Ostreida; Ostreidae
Exons: 2
Coding region: 165-662 (165 amino acids)
Source: RefSeq, a predicted model, not a curated record
ACAUUGUUGUGACUAUGCAAUAUUGUGUGGGGGAGAAUUUGUUUUCACUUUCUGUGGUCUAUUAUAACCGAAAACAAAGUAGAAUUGUCUAACUGAAAACUAAAAGAUUACUCCACCCUCCAAGGUUAAAUCACGAUUGCCAAUGAUUACACUUCUUAAUUGUGAUGUUUUCAAUUCUUAAAGGACCAAGUUUAUAUAAGAAGCUUCCCGGCAAAGAACGCGUAAGUGAUUGUCCUUCGAAUAAUCAUCGAGACAAGAUGAAUUUCUGUAUUCUUUUGGCUGUCUUCGGAUUUGCCUUUACGUCCACGAUUAGCGAAGAAAAGUUGUUGGAUGAUCUCAGAGAAGAAAUGCAGAAAGCGAAAACGAGUGCACUAGAAAAGUGGUUUAAUGGUGGAGUCAAGAAAUACAAGAACGAAAUCGAUCCCUUCCCGAAAUAUGGAUAUUCCAAUUAUCCAUACUACUUUCCCAAAAGGGAGCAAACCGCCCAAAAUGGUGUCAUGCCUAGGUAUAUGGGAGAAAAACAACGGAAAUAUAAUCGCAAGAGAUGGUUAUACAUACGUCAUCGUAGUCUACCCUUGCAUGAAGAGAAAUUUAAAGACGCUGGAGGUAAACAUCAAGAACAGAAACGACGAACAAAGCAGAAACGACGACCAAGGCACUGACAAUAAUAAUAAAAUGCAAAUAAAGCUUUCUAAAUAUAUAUCUCCAAUAUCA